Messenger RNA from Helianthus annuus (common sunflower), 1960 nucleotides. Its product is annotated as synaptotagmin-3. Bases 136 to 1782 code for a protein of 548 amino acids. The record is from RefSeq and is a predicted model, not a curated record. Gene Ontology annotation, molecular function: lipid binding. Gene Ontology annotation, cellular component: endoplasmic reticulum. The transcript has 13 exons. NCBI's taxonomy places the organism in Eukaryota, Viridiplantae, Streptophyta, Magnoliopsida, Asterales, Asteraceae.
CCCUUAUGCCUCACCUCAACGCGUGUCAAAUUUCCGUUUAGUAGAAGAAAACCUUGCCAGUUGGAGGUCUCUCUCGUCAUUUUCCCCAAGAGUGAAUUUAGUCAGAUACUCUGUUUUUCAACAGGGUUUCUGAAUAUGGCGUUUCUUAGCAUUUUGUUGGGGUCUGUUGGUCUUGGAAUCGGGUUUAUAAUUGGUAUGUGUCUUGGGUUCUACUUCUUCAUCUAUUCAGACCCUGAAAUUCAACCAUUUGAGGAUCCGGUUGUAAAGCCAAUUUCUGAGCUCGAUCCAACGAGUCUACAAGAAUUAAUACCCGAAAUUCCUCUAUGGUUGAAGAAUCCUGAUUAUGAUCGCGUUGACUGGCUAAACAAAUUUGUCGCAAAUAUGUGGCCUUAUCUCGACAAGGCAAUUUGUGCUGCGAUAAGGCAGACAACCGAACCGAUAUUUGCUGAUUAUGUUGGACAUGGGCACCGACCGAUAGAAGCAAUCACAUUUGAGAGGUUAAGUCUCGGGUCCCUCCCUCCUACAUUUCAAGGCGUAAAAGUCUGUGAGACUGAUGAGAACCAACUAGUGAUGGAACCGGCGAUUAAAUGGGCUGGAAAUCCAAAUGUAGUCAUAGCUGUAAAAAUAUCGUAUUUGCGUAUCAAGAUUCAGCUGGUGGAUUUACAAGUGUUUGUUGUUCCAAGGGUGAUAUUGAAGCCUCUUGUCUCGACGUUUCCGUGUUUUUCCAAUGUUGUUGUAUCUUUGAUGGAGAAGCCUCAUGUCGACUUUGGGCUGAAGGUGCUAGGUGGCGAUGUUAUGUCCAUCCCUGGCCUUUAUCGACUAGUGCAGGAUAUUAUCAAAAAAGAAGUUGCAAAGCUUUACCUUUGGCCACAAACUCUUCAAAUACCCAUUCUUGAUUCUUCACUUGGCAUUGUGAAGAAGCCUGUUGGGGUAUUGCACGUGAAGGUUGUACGGGCCACAAAACUCCUGAAAAUGGACAUAUUGGGAUUAUCGGAUCCAUACGUUAAACUAAAAUUAAGUGGAGAAAUAUUACCCUCAAAGAAAACAACAAUCAAGAAAAAGACCUUAAAUCCCGUGUGGAAUGAGACCUUUAAGCUUGUAGUUAAGGAUCCUCUAGCUCAAACUCUUCAAGUUAAUGUCUAUGACUGGGACAAGGUUGGGAGUCAUGACCGAUUGGGGAUGCAAGUGGUGCCGUUGAAACUGUUAACACCCAACAAGACAAUGGAACUAACACUCGAUUUGCUAAAGAACACCAACAUAUCCGAUCCUCAUAAGAAGCAACAAAGAGGACAUAUUAUGUUGGAGUUGACUUACGCGCCAUUUAAGGAGGAUAGCGAGGUGUUUAGUGGACCCCUUACGCCUGUAAAGAGAGAGAAUGGCAUGGGGUCCGGUGGCGAAUCCCCAAGUGGGCCCGGGGCUGGUGUACUUUUGGUGACUAUACAAGGAGCCGAGGAUGUCGAGGGGGAGCAUCAUAAUAAUCCCUAUGCCAUGGUAAUAUUUAGAGGAGAGACAAAGAAAACAAAGAGAAUUAAAAGAACUCGUGAUCCCAAGUGGAACGAAGAAUUUCAGUUCAUGCUCGAGGAACCUCCUAUACAAGACAAGAUACACAUCAAAAUCAUGAGCCGGAGAUCACGCAUGAGUUUCCACCACAAGGAAUCACUAGGGCAUGUGGAUGUUAACCUUGCAGAUGUAGUGUACAAUGGACGGAUUAACCAUAAGUUUCAUCUCAUAGAUUCGAAGAACGGGUUGGUCCAUGUCGAGCUUCGAUGGAGAGAAACUUGAUGUUUCUCUAUGAUGACGAGCCGGUUUGAAAUGAGGAGUGGUAUAUAGUCAAUAUGAUCUAUUUUUUAAGUUUUUUUUUUUUUUUCUUGGAUAGUGUUCAUGGAAGAAGUUUUUAUAUAGGUCAUACAAACGAUCUGCAUAUACCCAAAUGAAGAGAAUUAAAAGGUUAAUUCAACCA